Molecule: messenger RNA, 3659 nt
Organism: Stegastes partitus (bicolor damselfish)
Lineage: Eukaryota; Metazoa; Chordata; Actinopteri; Pomacentridae
Gene: rad23ab
Product: RAD23 homolog A, nucleotide excision repair protein b
Exons: 12
Coding region: 125-1549 (474 amino acids)
Biological process (GO): nucleotide-excision repair; proteasome-mediated ubiquitin-dependent protein catabolic process
Cellular component (GO): nucleoplasm; cytosol
Molecular function (GO): ubiquitin binding; proteasome binding; polyubiquitin modification-dependent protein binding
Source: RefSeq, a predicted model, not a curated record
CUGAAGGCGCUCUUUUCACACAUACAUCCAGACCCGAUAGAUACUGUGCGAAAAGAGCGGCUUCAGUCGAGAACACCGACUGCACUGUUUUUGAAAGCAGCUUCUCCCGUUCCUACAUCGAAAGAUGCUGACGAUAACCCUGAAGACCCUCCAACAGCAGACGUUCAAAAUAGAGAUAGACCCAGAAGUGACGGUGAAAACCCUGAAGGAGAAAAUAGAGGAGGACAGAGGAAAAGAUGCAUUUCCUUCAGCAGGACAGAAACUCAUCUAUGCAGGUAAAAUCUUAAACGACGACACCCCACUGAAAGAGUACAAAAUCGAUGAGAAAAACUUUGUGGUGGUCAUGGUUACCAAGCCUAAAUCAACCCCUCCUUCACAAACAGCCCCUCAGCCAGCUCUCCAACCAGCUACAACUCCAGCACCAUCAUCAGCUGCAGCCCCAGCACCAGCCUCUGGCCCCACACAAAUACCAUCCACACCAACACAUACAUUGUCUGCGCCCAUACCUGCCCCACAGUCUGUACCUCCCUCUGAAUCCCCACUCCCCAUCACAGAAAACACACUGCUGGCUUCAGUUGAAGCAGCAGCAGCUUUGGACUUACACUCUGCUACAGACUCAGCACCAGCAUCUGGCUCUGCUGCCACUCCAGCUUCUGCCUCAGUUCCAGCUCCUGAGGCGGUUCAGGCAGCCCCAGCCUCAGCCCCAGCAGACUGCCCCACCUCUGCUGCCCAGCCGGAAGAAAAACCAAGGGAAGACCCUGAGAGUGAACCCCCUGCUACUGCACCAGUCCAACAGUCCUCUGCUUCCAGCCUUGUUGAUGAACUGGGUCUCCUUGAAGAAGCAGCAUCAAUUCUGGUGACAGGUCCAGCCUAUGAGAACCUGGUGUCAGAGAUCAUGUCGAUAGGCUAUGAGCGUGAGCAGGUUGUCGCUGCACUCAGAGCCAGUUACAACAACCCAGAUAGAGCAGUGGAGUAUCUACUAAUGGGUAUUCCUGUGGAGGCCAGUGAGCCUUCCCAACAAGAGCCAAUUAGACCCAGUGCUCUACCCAACCCUUCCACCCCUGCUACACAACAACCACAGCAGCCUCCUGCAGCCUCUAACAGGCCAGUGUCUGGCAGCCAGCCUCCGACUGCUGGAGGAGGCUCUGUGUCCUCUGGAGGGAAUCCUCUGGAGUUCCUGAGGAAUCAACCUCAGUUCCAGCAGAUGAGACAGAUCAUCCAGCAGAACCCAGCCCUCCUACCAGCUCUGCUGCAACAGCUGGGCAGAGACAACCCCCAGCUGCUGCAGCAAAUCACACAGCACCAGGAGCGUUUUGUGCAAAUGCUGAAUGAGCCACGAAGUGGAGACGCAGGAGGGGAGGGGGCUGAGGCCCAGGGGUCACCACACACCAACUACAUCCAGGUCACCCCGCAGGAGAAGGAAGCAAUUGAGAGGUUAAAAGCGCUGGGCUUCCCUGAAGGCUUAGUGAUCCAGGCUUACUUUGCCUGUGAGAAGAAUGAGAAUCUGGCUGCUAACUUCCUUCUACAGCAAACAUGGGAUGAUGAGUAACCACACAUCACUCAACACUUCACCGUUCAACAGAGGGCUGCAGAGUGGGUGACAGCACUGCACAAGGCCAUCAGGAAGCGACACAAACAGGAGAGGAAGAGGACAUUUCUAUUCAUGCCAUGUGACUGUGGUCUGAUGAUGAUGGUGGUAGUGAUGAUGACAUGCUGUUCAAAGUUAGCUGUGCUGCCUACUCUCCAUUCAGUUGUGAUGAUCAUGAUAUUGAGCAUUGCCUCACUGCUGCUACAUCAUUGCUGCUGCUGCUUGUACUGAGUGAUCACACUGAGAGAAGUCAUAUCCGGAUAUAUGCCAACAGUCUGCAUCACCUUCACAGGCCAGCAGGAGUUUAUUCAGAGGGUGUCCUCUUCAGGGAGCUCACAGGCUGCCUGCAGAUUAUGUGUUAAACUACUGUAUACAUACAGUAUACACCAAGUGUAUCUGUAGUUAAUAUAUAAAUAAGAGAAAUGCAUUUUCAACAUGUGCAUUCGCAAACCCUUUAUGUUGGAGUUACCUGAAAGUGUGAUGCAAACUGUUGACUUCACUGUUUGAAAGCUAGUGUUGCUUUAUAUUAGAGAUCAGGUUUAAUCCAGGUUUAUUUCUUCUGAUUCUUUUGUCCUUGGAAAAAAAAACCCCAAACACUUAAAAUGUUACAAACUGAGUGCUUCCCAGUAGCAAAAAUGUAUUCUUCUGAUUGUGUGCGACCUUUCAUUAACCGUGCAGAUGUGGUUCUGUGGUUUCAUCCAGGAAAAUCAAAUCUGCAUGGUGAAUGAAUUUACUGCAGGAGUAUUUACAAUAUUGCCAACCAUUCAUGUACGAAAAGAAAAAAUACAGCGUGUUUGGAAUGAAGAACUGAAGAUAGUAAGUCCAGAUUACAACUAUGUAUUUUAAGUUUCGACUUAAGUUGAAUUUUGAGGUAGUAAGUGGUUCAUAGUUUUGACUUUGUAAGUCAAGACUUAAUGCCUGAACAUGUUGUAUUAGUAUCUUAGAAUGUUGCUGUCUGACUUUUAUCUUACUUUCACUCACUAUGCAUUAUUAUUGUCAUUAUUUGUUGUAUUUGCAGUUAUUGUUUUCAAUUUUUUGUCACGAAUGAUGACUAAAAACAGUGACCAUUCAAAAUUUGGUAAGGUCUGUCUGCUGUAAACCAACAGCUACAUCCACUACCAGAAGAGAGACGACACUGAAAUAGUUUUGCAGUCACAGUAUAUUCUGAUUACUUGCUGGGAGGGUUACACUCUGAUGCAGCAUUCUGCUUGAGAAAUGAUGUUCAGGUCUUUCAUCACUGAGGAGGCUUUUUGUUUUGUUAUGUAUUUUGCAGAUGAAAGCAUAUGAAGUUUGAUAACAAUUGAUUAUGAAGUGCCACCUUUUUUUAAAAUGAAAAGUUGCGCUCUUUGCUUCACAUCCUUCUUUCAGACAAUCUUUUUAGUUCAGUUUUCCUCAUACCACAUCUUCUAUGCAUCUUACAGCUGUAAGAGGUUGAGCCAUUGCUCCUUCAUGCCUUAUGGUUAAAGACUUGAACAUGUUUUAUUUGACAAAUGGUGUUGUAGUUUACAAUAUAGUGUUUUAAGCAGAUUUCAAAGAAGAGCAUACUAGGAUUGGUGACCAUUAUUAGUUGUUUAAUCAUUGAUAAUCAGUUAUUCUUUCAAUAGUGCACUAAAGGGAAUUUGAAUAAGUGCUAAAUCCAAAACAAAUAUACAUCUAUUUUUUUCAGAAUUCAGCAUGUGCGUUUACUGAUCUUUGUUGUGUUUGAACUGGAAAUGACUGGAAGUGUUCUGUUAUGGUGUCAAUGGGAAAAGCAAACUGAGAGAAAAAGGUACUUUACUAUGACAAAUGCUGCUCUUUAGCUGUGUGGGACUGUUGGUUGCAUGAGAUUAUUUAUAGCAUGGCAGUGGGUUAAGGACCGACGAAACCGCCAAUGUGGUGUUGCUCUGAUUUCAGCUGUUCUGUUGUUUUAUCCAUUUUGUCAAUGUCUCGUUUCCUUUAUGAGUUUAUAAAGAAAAAACAAAAAACAAAACAAACAAACAAAAAAAACUUACAACCUUAAAUACACCAGUUAAGAAGUAGUUGUGAUCUUCUUUUGUUUAAGCAUUGUGUAAAAUAAAUGGCUUUUACUAAA